Molecule: messenger RNA, 569 nt
Organism: Oryza brachyantha (malo sina)
Lineage: Eukaryota; Viridiplantae; Streptophyta; Magnoliopsida; Poales; Poaceae
Product: histone H4
Exons: 1
Coding region: 79-390 (103 amino acids)
Biological process (GO): nucleosome assembly
Cellular component (GO): nucleosome
Molecular function (GO): DNA binding; protein heterodimerization activity; structural constituent of chromatin
Source: RefSeq, a predicted model, not a curated record
ACCACCACCACCACCACCGGCGCAGCGGCAACCACCAACCACCUCUCACCAAGUCAGCGCGGCGGCGACGAACCGGCGAUGUCUGGGAGGGGCAAGGGCGGCAAGGGGCUCGGGAAGGGCGGAGCCAAGCGGCACAGGAAGGUGCUCCGCGACAACAUCCAGGGGAUCACGAAGCCGGCGAUCCGGCGGCUGGCGAGGAGGGGCGGCGUGAAGCGCAUCUCCGGGCUGAUCUACGAGGAGACCCGCGGCGUGCUCAAGAUCUUCCUCGAGAACGUCAUCCGCGACGCCGUCACCUACACGGAGCACGCCCGCCGCAAGACCGUCACAGCCAUGGACGUCGUCUACGCGCUCAAGCGACAGGGCCGCACCCUCUACGGCUUCGGCGGCUAGGCCGGCCGGCGCAGGAAUUUGAUAGGGAUUCGAUUAGUGCCAUGUUCUUCAGAGGUCGUUGUAGUAGUAGCUUAGCCUCUUUUCUCUUGUUGCUGUUGUUUCUUAUCGUCUCCUGUUCCUAGUGAUGUAUGAACUGCUGGUUCGUUCAAAUGGAAUAGGAAAUUUGCAGCGAUUUACCU